Psylliodes chrysocephalus is the source of this 621-nucleotide messenger RNA. Lineage: Eukaryota; Metazoa; Arthropoda; Insecta; Coleoptera; Chrysomelidae. The record is from the annotation of a GenBank genome assembly.
GCAACUUUCUGACAAGAUUAGUUUCAACUCCAACAAAAAUUUGGACGAUUAUCUGAUGGCUGCGGAAAUUAGAAAAUUCGGACAAAAGAUAUUGCACUUUAGUGAUAUGCUACAAGAAUUCAAUUUACUGUACGGCGAUAGAUUAAUGGCCGUGUUAGCAUCAUUACUUAUGCUCAUCCUAGCAUUUUACAAACAUAAAAACACAAUGCAGGGAAUUUUGGUCGCCUCAUUUAUUAACUACAGUCUUGCGAUUAUAUUCACUUCAGACUCUAUAAUGGUUGAAUGUGAAAAACUUUUAAACUCAGCUUACCACCAACAAUUACAAGCCUUAGAAAUGAGCCUUCUAAGCGUAGAACUCAAAAGGUUCAUUGUAAAAUUGAAACACUUUAAACCUGUUAUAUCGGCAGCAGAUUUUUUCGAAAUAAGAAGAAUUACCAUAUUGAAUUUGAUUAGCGGCAUCACCACUUAUUCUAUUAUCAUGCUUCAGCUUGGAGAUGCCAAAUUCCAGGAUAACCUUGAAAUUAAAAUAUCUAGUAAGCCUUGAAGUGAACUGAAGGCAUUACCAUGAUGACAACAACUAUGAUGGAUGCAUCACCAAAGCUAUUAUUUUCUACAAAUUCU